This is a messenger RNA of Neoarius graeffei (lesser salmon catfish), 4376 nucleotides long. RefSeq names its product centrosomal protein 68 (gene cep68). Lineage: Eukaryota; Metazoa; Chordata; Actinopteri; Siluriformes; Ariidae. Bases 1653 to 3704 code for a protein of 683 amino acids. The transcript has 7 exons. The record is from RefSeq and is a predicted model, not a curated record.
CGCUCUUGCCAGUAUCUGUUGGCGUUGUCGGUGACAACAAGCCACAGAACCAAGACCAGCAACACUAACGACUCCAUGUCCUCCAUGUUUAUUGUUUACUAUUCGGGGCGUGAGACUACCGCUUAAAAGAUCACUGAUGUCACUGUUUGCGCUGCUUAACGACAUCACCUGACGUCCACCCACUUUCGCUAACUCCACCCAAUGUGUCCACCCACUUCCAGCCAGCACGGUUCAGCACGGUUGUAGUCGAAAUGCAACUCCAACAGCCCCGCUCAGCCCGACUCAGCACGGCACGGCUCAGCCCGACUCAGCCGCGUUUGUAGUGGAAAAGCGGCAUUAGAGUUCCGGGCUUUUAGAUAAAUUUCGAUUGAAAAUAUUGUGAAUAUAACGUUAAUACAAUGUGAUGGGAUAUAAUAAUACUGGAUAAUGAAAGAAUACAUGACAGUGAUACGUGCGAGUACAAGAUGUUAAGUAUGAAACCUCUGAAUAUUUAGAAAACGUAACGUUAUUGUAAUGUACCGUCCCGUUCUGGUUCAUUCUUUCCGUACUGGGUUAUGGGAGACACCGUGCUGGAUUAAGUCCAAGAGAACACACAUAUAAACACUGUAAGAGGUAAUACAGCGCAGGGGAUUUUGCUGUAUUCUUGCUGCCCUGCAUUUUAGUUCAGUGCUGUCAGUCCAUAGUUGCUAUGUGGUGGUGUUCAAACACUCAGGCCUCUAUUGGCCCUUUUCCACUACCCUUUUUCAGCUCACUUCAGCUCGCUUCAGCUCACUUCAGCCCGACACGGCUCGCGUUUCGACUACCAAAAACCAGCACGACUCAGCUCGCUUCAGCCCUGCUUAGCCCCUAAAACUCGCACCGUUUUGGAGUAGGGCUGAAGCGAGCCAAAGCGAGCCGAGUGAGGUUGGGGGCAUGAGCAGACACUCCCCUGUGCACUGAUUGGUGAGGAGGAGUGUCCUCACAUGCCCACACACGCCCCGCGAGCGCGCCGGGAUCUGUAAACACCGCAAACCCGGAAGGAGAAGAAUUCCGAAUUACGAGAAUUUCUGAAGCCUUAUGCGCCUCGCCUCAUCUAUACGCUCUUGCCAGUAUCUGUCCGCGUUGUCGGUGACAACAAGCCACAGCACCAAGACCAGCAACACUAACGACUUCAUGUCCUCCAUGUUUAUUGUUUACUAUUCGGGUCGUGAGACUACCGCUUAGAAGCUCACUGAUGUCACUUCUUCUUCUUCUUCUUCUUCUUUUAAUUGGCGGUUGGCAAACAACUUUUUGGAAGCAUUACCGCCACCUACCGAAAUGGAGUGUGAGUCUGGGUGUAAACUAUCUCUACUAUAAACCACUGAUGUCACUGUUUGCGCUGCUUAACGACAUCACCUGACGUCCACCCACUUUCGCUAACUCCACCCAAUGUGUCCACCCACUUCCAGCCAGCACGGUUCAGCGCGGUUGUAGUCGAAAUGCAACACCAACAGCCCCGCUCAGCUCGACUCAGCACGGCACGGCUCAGCCCGACUCAGCCGCGUUUGUAGUGGAAAAGCGGCAUAUGUGAAAGAGUAGCUUGUGUUCAUCAGUACAAAUGGGGCAUACCAGGGUUUCGAUGUGUUCCUUUGUCUCUGGGAAUUGACUGAGCUUUAUCAGACACCUUGUCUCAGAUGGAGCAGAGGAGCUAUGAGAGGCGUAAAAGCAGGAUCCCAGCAUUUAUUCGCAGUGGCUACACAAGACACCUCAUACAUGAAGCCAGUGGCAGAUCAAGAUCACUGCAUGGACAGGAUGCUAAGGACUUUGGCAGAGAGAAUGCUGCUAGCAAAAAAACUGUUACCAUGGCACCUGCUUCUAGGUACAUGACAAGCAGACGCUUGUAUACUGCCCGAAAGCCACUGAUCUCAACAGAUCACCAGAUUUCAAUCCUGAAGAAUCCUCUCGCACAUGAGUACUCAGAAAGGGUUCAAACGAGCAAUGUGGCCAAUUGUCAAACACAAGAUGAAGGGACGGAUUCUAACAUGUUGGACAGCACAAGUGAUCCCCAGAUCGUUGCUUCUUCUCUUUCAGCAACCAAAGAAGACCUUAAUGCCUCUUUGAAUUUGUCAGAGCUCAGGCUAUGUUCUUCUCAUGAGGAACCUAAUUUCAGCCCUGUUCUUUCAGCAAGCAAAGUUGAAACUAGGAGCCUUUGUAGUUCCCCUUUAGAUGAUUUGAGCCUUACAGUACCAUUAAGCCCUAAGUGGACUUCCACCCAGCGGAUUUUUCCUCACUCGUACACUUCCCAAACUCAUACCUCCCAAAGGGCAAACACAAGAGCAUACAAGCAAGAGAGACACUCUCUUCUUAAUACUGGUUUCGCAUUGAGUAACAACAAGAGCUGCUCGUCUGAACCUAAACGAAUGUCCCAUUAUCAAACCACUUACUGGGCCUGUGCUAUCCCCAGUACCUUACCACCCUCUCCAGACCGCAAGUCUCCCAGCUGGGAUCCUGACAAGGAUUAUCAGACCCUUCUGGAUUAUACAUACCCUCUAAGGCCCAACAUGACCAAUGCAUGGAGUUCAAACAAACACAGCUUGAGAACUGACCAACCUUUACAAGACUCUGGCAUUGAAGUGGACAGCUUUCUCAGCUCUUCUAGUCUUUCUUUUUUGGACCAACCUGUUUCUGGAAUGAGGCAGGAUAGAUCUGGUCCAGCUUCUAGUCAAACGUUUGGAUUUCAAAGUCCGAAUCUGAGGAAACUGGAACAUUCCAAGUCAUCAGAUAUCAAAAGCCUGAAUUCCUCACUGGAGCAGAUGGGUUUAUCAUUGGAAAGUCUGGAUUGUGAGGGGAAAGACAGCUUUCACUAUAAGAAAUCUGGCGUCUUUUCCACAUCCAGGUCUGCUCCGACCUUUAUCAGGUCCACAAGUAUCUUACCCCGUCCGGGGUCACUUGGCAAGUGGGAUGAGGAGUUUCUCCAGUUGCCUGAACAGCUACAUGAGAUUCAGGAACUUUCUCAGAAACUAAAAGACAUCACAGCACAGAUAAGUCAGCCAGUCCCCUCCAACUGGGAGUCUCUGCAGAGGGAGAGUAUCUCUGUUAGAUCUUCAUCAGUACAAGUGGAGAAACAGGCAGCUGAGGUCUCUUGUGUGCAAAAGUCUGCUGAAGAACUUCCUCUCACAGAGAAGAUGAAGGGAGUAGAUACUGGAGUGCAGGUAAUCACCCAUCAGGUAACAAGAGACAACCUGAGGCAUGUGGAAGCCAUUAUGGAUCAGCUGAGUGGAAUGUCUUUGUAUGAGUUUAAGAGGAAGACAGGGACUAAUGAGGGGGCGGAAGAGACCCAGGAAUCCCUCUUGCAGCACUUACAAACUUUCUGCUUAAAUUUAGAAAAACUGAUUCAGUGGUUGCACAAGGUGGUGAAGAAAAUGGAUGUUCUUUCCCCUCCUUCAUUGGAAAUUGAGAGUGUUAAAGCAUCUCUGGCUGACUGUAAGAGUUUUCAGGAGGAUAUCCAAGCCCACAAGCCACUUACUGCAUCUGUCCUCCAGACUGGAGAGAUGCUUUUGUGCUAUAUGAACUCAGCCUCUCCCUUUCUGAAGGAUACACUGACAUUGAUAGAAAGGCAGUCCCAUGCACUGGAGACUCAUUCAGAGCACCUCUUUUCCUCAAUCCUAUCCACCAUGGAUUGUCUCACUGAACCAAGCUCUCAGGAUGACACGGAAGAGACAUCAUUCAGCAGUCAGGAUCAGUAAAGUUCAGCGUACAUGUGUCCUCAAAUGCCUUACAGGACUUUUAUGUGCAGAUGCUACAGCAUGAGUUGUGUAAAAAAUCUGAAGCAAAGCAGUAAUUCUAAGUGGUUGAGGUAUUUAACACUUCAGGUAUUGUACAGUUAUGGUUAAUAAUACAGAUCACUAAUUGUACAUGACAUCUCACCAUAAUUGCAUUUAUGGUUUGUUGUGCUUUACACUUUUAAAUAUUUACUUUGAAGCACUAUCAUGUUAUACUAUUACCACAGAUGCACUUUUAAUUUUGCACAUUCGUCUCAUAUGUUCAGUUACAUGUACUAUAUAUUGCUCUGAUAUUACCAAAAAGGUCACUCCAUGUCAUGAUGGUAUUAUUUUGCAACACUUUAUAUUACAGUGAAGUGCUCUUCUGUCCUGGUACACAUCAGGAUCUCAGGUUAUUAGGGUUAUUCAUUAAGUUUUAAUAAGAGCUCUCUGGUUCUCAGUAGCAGCCCUGCAGCUUUAAUUUCUACUCAAGCAAAAAAGGGACACCGUACACUGCUGUCCAAGCUGCAGUGUGUGCCUUUUUAAGCUCUGUGAUCCAAGUCCUAAAUAAUAUUAUGUAUGAUAUUACAACUUGCAGUCUCUUUAGAACUUUUUUUAAUAGACACUUUUCAAAUAAAGAAUAACUGUUUUAGAUUA